Molecule: messenger RNA, 1078 nt
Organism: Scaptodrosophila lebanonensis
Lineage: Eukaryota; Metazoa; Arthropoda; Insecta; Diptera; Drosophilidae
Product: proteasome subunit beta type-7-like
Exons: 3
Coding region: 63-1001 (312 amino acids)
Cellular component (GO): proteasome core complex
Source: RefSeq, a predicted model, not a curated record
UAUAUUAUAUAUAUACUAUAUUUCUAGCUACAUUUGUGCACAACAAAAAAUAAUUUAACGAAAUGUCGAAUGCUUCAGGCUUUAACUUUGAUAACGUUAGACGCAACACAUUCCUCAAAAAGGAGGGGUUUGAAGAGCCAAAGCCCUUCACUACCGGAAGCACUAUUGUGGGCUUACUUUACAAAGAUGGCGUCAUACUGGGCUCUGAUGAGCAAGCUACAUAUGAUAAUGUUAUGAUAUCGCAUCAGAGCCAGAAGAUACAUCGUCUACAAAAUAAUAUAUAUUGCGGGGCUGCGGGUAUAUCGGCCGAUGUUGCUUCGAUUGUCUGGUUGCUUCAGUCCCAAAUGAGGCUGCAUUAUUUGGAGCUUGAGCGACCGGUGCCUGUGAUCUGUGCCAAUACAUUUGCGAGGAAGACCCUUUUCCGUUAUAAUGGGAAUAUUAUGGCCAAUUUGUUGAUUGGGGGAGUCUCGAAAGGCAAAGCGGAGCUUUAUUGCACCUGGUUUGAGGGCUGUUCCGAAAGGAUUCCCUUUGCAAGCUUGGGCUCAGGCCUUCUGGCAGCCAUGGCGGUCCUCGAGGCCCAGUGGAGGAGGAACUUAGCAGAGCUCGAUGCAUUACAGGUUGUCUAUCAGGCGGUGGCCGCCGGCAUUGGAAGCGAUCCGAAUUCGGGCGACAACAUAAACAUCGUGGUUUUACGCUGUGAUGGCAGCGUCGAACAAACCACUUUUCCCAUUGGCUCGGUUUUUCCGAAUUGCCGAAUGGCUUCUACCUCAUCGAGUAGUUCAAGCGAAUCAAGUCUGCCUAGUCGCUCAUCUAGCUCGUCGGUCUUUGAGAUUGUCACCGAGAAGGUUACCUACAAGUUGAGCAAACAAAACUGCAAUGGUGAAGAUGAAAACAAAUGCGAUGAAGAAAUUCCAGAUCCCACACAGCACAAAGCGGCUCCUAAGCGUUCUGGAGACCCAUCAGAUGAUGAGCCGCCGAUGAAGAAGCGACGUUGGGAGUAAGCGGUCGUGAAUUAUAUCUUACCAUGUAACCAUGGCAAAUAGUUCGUUAAUUUUAAUAUAGCAUUCCACAAAACGUA